Biomphalaria glabrata is the source of this 4647-nucleotide messenger RNA. Its product is annotated as death-associated inhibitor of apoptosis 2-like. Lineage: Eukaryota; Metazoa; Mollusca; Gastropoda; Planorbidae. Gene Ontology annotation, cellular component: cytoplasm; nucleus; spindle microtubule. The transcript is spliced from 7 exons. Bases 797 to 2362 code for a protein of 521 amino acids. The record is from RefSeq and is a predicted model, not a curated record. Gene Ontology annotation, biological process: negative regulation of apoptotic process; regulation of cell cycle; positive regulation of protein ubiquitination. Gene Ontology annotation, molecular function: cysteine-type endopeptidase inhibitor activity involved in apoptotic process; ubiquitin protein ligase activity.
AUUGUUAUGACAUCAUCUGCUGAAGUGAAAUAAUGCGUGGUAAUAACAGCCGUUACGUGUUUCUUAUAAUUAUCUCAGAUAUUAAAAUGCUGUUACGCAAUAUAGCCUUAAAGAAAACAGUGACUUGCGUGCUUAUUUUUGGACACCAUAUUUUAAAAUGUCGUCAGCAUACACCAUAAGCAUUGGGAACUCCUUUUCCCUGUAGACAGCGUGUUAGUAUUAAUAGUAAAACAUAGCAAAAACCAUGACAGUUUGACACACGGCUAGCGGUAAGCGGUGAACUUGGUUGUGGUAUCAAGAGAUUGACCCAAAUAAAGGCAACAAAAAGCUUUCCAUUCAAGCUACUUAGAUUUUUUAAAAAGAUUUUGAUUUUACAGAAUUCUAUCUGUGCUUUUUGAAUCGCAUCAAAAAGAAAGAAGUUAUAAAGUGAAAAAUAAAAACAUUUGUGUGUGGCUUUAUUCAAUUCUUGUUCAUUCCAAAGUAAGAGAUGCAGCAGAGUUCCGCUAGUGUUAUAAUGUUGUUAAAUUUGUAUCUUAGUAUCGACAGUGUCAGCACGUCGCCUUGCAAGGGUCCUCAAGAUGAUAGAAUUAUAAUUAGAAUGAAUCUUAACUCACUUCAGAGAAGAAGAACUCACAGAAAAUCGCAUCUGUUCUUGACUAGAUUUAAGCGUUAACACUAUUGACAAAAAUAUAGUUUUUUUCACUUGUGUACUCAAAAGAAAAACAUUUUUUAAAUUGUUAUUUAUCUUGUUGUAAAAUAGUUUUAAAAUUAAUAGCCUCCAAACCCAAAAUAUAGCAUGCAAACGUGCAAGUCAUUGCUAUCAAAAAACUGUUUAGAUUUGAAGAAACGGAUAGAACUAUCUAGGCUUAGUACGUUUGUUGCAUACCCUGUGACGGCCAACAAGUCAGCCAUUGAGUUGGCUGCUAAUGGGUUUGUGUACAUUGGAAAUGGUACCAGUGAUACUGUUCAGUGUCAGUUCUGCCACAUGAAGAAAGAAAAUUUGCAGAUUGAUUUCGACGUAAGGUACAUUCAUUUUCUAGAAUCCCCAUUCUGCCCGUUGGUCACUGGUGUAUAUUGCGAUAAUGCCCCAUGGUCAUUACAGGCUCAAGGUGCUAUAUCGGCACCAAUUAGCACAACUAGUAAUGGAGCAGUUGGUUUUUCAAAAGAAAAUGAUUCUCAUAAUAGCCGUCUUGCAUCCUUAACAUCAGUAACACUAGAUCCCAGAAUUCUCAACCCUGAGAGCUCAAGAACUCUGACACCUUCUCCCCGAAGUCAUACGCUUUCAGGCUCGGCGACCACUGCGCUCGGCAAUGAUAGCUUUGAAGCACCACGUUUACUGAACGCUGCUUCUAGCAAUAGUUUUUUAGCAGCUUCAACGUCAACGACGUAUGCUGCCAACAGUAGCAGUCAUGCAGACCAAACAGCAAAUAAUGGAAUUCCUGUAACUUCAGUUUCUACAGCUCCAAGUGACAGCCAUUCUUCUAUAUCCGCUUCACUGAAUUCUACUGACACUUCUAUCAGUUCGGAACCAUCCAAUCCACAGACACCAACUUCAGGCCAUGGUCCAACAUAUUCAGAGCUGGGCAUCGUCACGGACAGACCUAAACGUCCUGAAUAUGCCUUAAAAUCAAAACGUCUGGAAACGUUUUCUUCCUGGCCAAGGGAUCAUCACCUCACCGCACACGAACUAUCUGAAGCGGGAUUCUAUUACGCAGGUUACGGAGACUGCACGAGAUGCUUUCAUUGCGGAGGCGGUCUACGUAACUGGGAAGAUGAAGAUGAUAUUUGGGUGGAGCACACCAGAUGGUUCCCGAAAUGCGCUUUCUUAAAACAAAAAGUGGGCAAUUCUUUUGUAGAUCUAGUUCAGGAUUUAAACAAAGAAUUUGAAAAGAUUACCGUGGCCGUGAUAACGGACAAACUUCCAUCUUUUGUUCCACCUGGAAGUAACAGAGACACGUUAAAAAGAGACCCUGCAGUGACAGCAGUCACAGCCUUGGGAUACCCACAGAAUGAUGUCCUAGAAGUGGCAUUAUCACUUAAAGAAGCGACCAUCCCUUUGUCUGCGGAUGUUAUUCUCGACAAACUGAGCUCAGAUAUAAAAGAGCCAAUUAAUUCAAUUGAUGAAUUCCUGCGGACAGACUCUACAGCGUCAACGCUUUUAGAAAAGCUUCUUCAUCUUAAGGAGAAAAACAAUGAAUUGCGCCAACAGAUCGUCUGCAAGAUUUGCUUGGAUCAGGAAGUAACAGUGAUCUUUCUCCCCUGUGGUCACCUGGUCUCUUGCACGGAGUGUGCAACAGCUAUGAAGGAUUGUCCAGUGUGCAGAAUGAAUAUAAAAGGAACAGUACGAGCUUUUAUCUCGUAAAGUUUUUUUAAUCACCGAAAACUGUGGGAUACAUAUUGUUAGUUAAUGUUAAAGAUUUAUAUUUAAAGACCGUGAUGUCAGUUUAAUGAAAUCAAAUUAAAUACAAAUAGGCGGUUAGAAACAAAGGAAUACAUUUGUUGCUGCAUUAUCGCCAGUUGUGAAUGGUUGCAUACAUUCAUUUCAAUAGUUCUUCGUCGACCUGAACAUUUUACUAGAAUUAAAAAUAUCAAGCCAUCUGCUAAAAAUUAAAAAUAAAUGUUCUGUUUCAGUUAAAGUCCAAUAAACAAGAACAGGUGGAUAAAAUGAUUUCAGUAGCUCACUGGUACAUUACUUCUAUAGGAUCUACUUUGAAAGGUCCCUGUAUUAUAAAUUAAAUGUUCUUCCGGAGAAAAAAAAAGCGUAAAAUUUACACAAUAACGUUUUAAAGGCAAAGCCACAAUGCAAAUAGUUUUCACAAUGCAGAGCAUAGAUUAAAACAAAUCAAGAUUUUAAAUAACCGUAUUUUCAGACUAUAAUAUGGGAUGGCCAUUGCGGCAUAAAAAUAUUUGUUGAAAUGGUUUCGGGAUGUUUUGACGCAGCCGUUUCGGCACGAGAGGAUGUGAUGAUAACUUAUAAGAAACAAAAUCUUUUAUAAUAAACAUUCCAUUUUACACUAUCUAUUUCAAUGGUAGGCAUUGAAAAGUGUUUAUGUAUUGAAUGUCUAGGAAUUGAGUCCCUAUUAUUAUAUAUCUAUAUCUUUAGUGUGACUUGUUGAAUGGAUGACAGAAAUGUGAAAACCUCUACUGUGGAUGGCUCAUAAAUGUUUUGAGUUGUAAAAUAACAAUGUUACGUUAUAAUAUAUUGCUUAAGUAUAUAUAUAUAUAUAUAUAUAUAUAUAUAUAUAUAUAUAUAUAUAUAUAUAUAUAUAUAUAUAUAUAUAUAUAUAUAUAUAAAUAUAUAUAUAUAUAUAUAUAUAUAUAUAUAUAUAGUUUUCUUUUGUAAAAUCAUCAGUCAGAUUUUUUUUCUAUUUUGUUGGGGUGAAUUUAUAUUCAUGAUAAGGUUAAUUGUCUAUUCAUUUUACUGUAUGGCAUCCAGAAUGCUCGAUCAGUGUUUGUCACAGAAGAUCACGGGAAAUACUGUAUUCCUCAUAAAUCUACAGACUCGAAAUAAAGCCCUAUUUUUAUCCUAAAUCUGUUAAACAUCUGAAACAUUUUAUCAGGGCCGGCAUUAGCUGCAGCCACAGUGGGCCCCGCGUUAAUUCUAGGUGUAAGCUAUUAAAUUAAACCAAAUUCAUGAAAAUUUCCUGAAAAAUAGACAAAGUAGUCGUUUUAUGGUGUUAAUCGAUAUGAAAAACGCCAAUUCUAUGCGCGAUUUAAAAAGGCAUUGUCAGCCUUCAUUUAAUAAAAAUAUAUUAACAAGGCAACUUUUAACCAAAACCGUAAUUUCCUUUACUUUAUUUACUUUCAUAAAAGCUGGCACAUAAACAUAGAUCUAAAUCUAUCUCGAUUUCUUAUAAAAAAAUCAAAAGCGAUUGUUUUUUUAUUUGAUCGUGACUUUCUAAAGAAUGAAUAAAAUACAAAGACGAAUUUAUUUUCUAAUCUUAAUUUUCAGUAAUGAUCCUUAUCCCUACCCAGACUGGGUCCCGCACAAUACCUUUCGCAUAGAGCCCCACAAUUGUUAGGACCUGCCCUUGUCUUUCUUUUUUUUUUUUUUGAAACGUAAAAUGUAUUCUUUUUUCAUGUUUGUCUAGACUUCAGCAACUUAAAUGUUUUGACCAACAAUGCCUUAAAUCUUUCAGUUGGCAACACUGUGUAGUUCAAAAUUGUCCGCUUAUAGUGUGUUUGUAAUUUAGAUCUACUCCGGAUUUACUACAUUGCUCAAACCCUAAAAUAAGACUUUUUUUUUUCUUACUAAAAUCUGAAUAUUACAUAGAUAUUUUUUUUAUAACGAUUGAAAAUUAAAUUUCAUUUACAGUACUUUCUUUCUUUACAAUAUGCUAUGCUUUUAGGUAUUAGUAUUUUUUAUAAGCGGAUUUUUAUUAUAAGUUUCCAAAAAAGUAGGCCUAUACGUGUCUUCACAAAAAUUCUGUCCCGGAUCCUCCACAUAUUAAAUCCAAAAUAAAAUAAAAAUAUUAUAUAUUUGUAGCUUUCUGUGUGUCAUUUAAUAUUUUAAUUACUUUAUAAAUAUCUUUUUAUUUCAUUUGUAAAAUAAAUAUAAUACAAUUUUAUUAUACAUUAAUGUGUGUAUAAUUAUGUAUCAUUUAAUCAUCGAUAUUAUAUUUGAAUUGUUUUCAAGAUAUCAAUUUA